Messenger RNA from Nematolebias whitei (Rio pearlfish), 1977 nucleotides. Its product is annotated as midasin. Gene Ontology annotation, biological process: ribosomal large subunit assembly; rRNA processing. The record is from RefSeq and is a predicted model, not a curated record. NCBI's taxonomy places the organism in Eukaryota, Metazoa, Chordata, Actinopteri, Cyprinodontiformes, Rivulidae. Gene Ontology annotation, molecular function: ATP binding; ATP hydrolysis activity. The transcript is spliced from 12 exons. Gene Ontology annotation, cellular component: preribosome, large subunit precursor. The coding region runs from base 1 to 1977 and encodes 658 amino acids.
AUGGGCUGGAUGACCAUACUGGUUGGCCCCACAGCAAGUGGAAAGACCAGUCUGGUGAGGCUGCUGGCCCAGCUGACAGGGCAUCGUCUUAGGGUCCUGGGUAUGAACAGUGCAAUGGAUACCAUGGAGCUCCUUGGAGGCUUUGAACAGUUGGAUAUUUUGCGGCCGUGGCAGCAGGUGUUGGAGAGCGUGGACUACAUUGUUGCAAUGAUAACCAGGAAUGGACUGAUGUCACUUGAUGUUGGUCUCCAGGACACUGAAUUCUUGCUGCAGAAAUGGGGCGUAUUCUCCCAGUGGUUGAGAGACAAAGGGCUGCAGAAAACUGGGGCAAUGAUCAACUCGGAGGCACUGGACAAACUGGAAGUCAUUAUCCUCCUCCUGCAGAAACUCAACUCCAAGCUGAAAGUAUUCACUGACAUGUCGAAGCUGCAGAAGGACUUCACGCUGCUGAAGGAGCGUCUGGCUCAACAAGAUGAUGGCUGGACCAAUGGGGGGUUUGAGUGGUUGGACAGUAUGUUGGUCCAGGCCUUGCAGGCUGGUGACUGGCUGCUUAUGGACAAUGUCAACUUCUGCAGUGCUUCUGUCCUGGAUCGACUCAAUGCUCUCCUCGAACCUAACGGAUCCCUCACCAUCAGUGAACGUGGUGUAAUUGAUGGGGAGACCCCUCACAUCAGACCACACCCUAACUUCAGGCUGUUUCUGACCAUGAACCCGGCGCACGGGGAACUCUCCAGAGCCAUGAGGAACAGGGGCAUCGAAAUGUAUAUUCCAGGGGAGCACGAGGGAAUCUGCUGGGACACACUGGACCUAAAGACCCUACUUCACACAGCUGGGGUGACUGGGGACUGUGUGUGUGAUUUACUUAUUGACAUUCAUAAAGACAUCAAAUCUGCCAUCUGGGAUUCCCCUUCUUCAUCCCUGGCUUCCCUCCUCCAUGCUGCUGCCCUGCUGACCUGCCAGCUGCAGAGAGGGCUUGAUUUGCCCAGUGCCUUGCAGCGCGCCUGUGGAGAGGCCUACUCUUCUUGUCAGCGCACCACUGCCAGCCAAAAGCAAGCUCAGCUGGUGAUUGAGCAGCACUUGUCCAUCCUGGAUACCGAGGACUGGGGCAAUGGGCUGCUGUGUGCUGGUGUUUGGCCUGAUGGCCUCCCCUCAGCUCUUCUCUCCACAGAGGAUUCCUGCUUCUCCUCUGUCCUUCGAGAUGGACAGGUCCUCUUGUUUUGCCUCAACUCUCUUAGCCUGCAGGGCAACCGGAAUCGUCCCUUGGUCCUGAAGGACCUUCAGCGGGCCUUGCAGAGCAGCGGUGUACUGGAGGACCUGGUGUUUCCUGAAGCAGUGGUGGCUCCAGAGGACAAAGACGCUCUGAGACUUGUCCCCACGGCCGUGAGACUGGUGACAGAGAGAGCCUCUCAUGGAGACUGGAUCCUACGCACCAACUGGCUCUCACAUCUGGUGAAGAGUCACAAAUAUGCACCUGAUACAGCUCUGGUCCAUAUGGAGGCAGGAAACAGUGCUUUAUCGGCAGUGUUCGGUAGCAAACUCUCCACUAAAGGAAAGUCACUCACAGCGUUGCUCCAGCCUCAAAGCUCAGAUGAAUUCAGGGUCAUGUGGGAUAUGCGCUGGAACAAACAGUACCUGGAUAUUUUAGCAAGCAAGUGCAACUUUGAGAAUGAAGAGCAGUACGUGGAGUUCCUGGAAUCCAUGAACGCAGUCGCCAACAGGACUGUGUUGAAGAUGGACAGAGAGGAGAGGGCUGUCCUCUGCUCUCAUGCUCUCAACAUGGCCGCUCCGAGCUCUGCUCUGAGAACAGCUACAGCCUUCAGGAAAGGAGCUGUAGACAUCAGUCAGCUACCGCAUCCUGUCCUGAUGCACCUGCUGACCUUCUUUGACCUUUGGGAUGCGUUUGUUCUUCAGGCAGUGCAGACUGAAGGCCCCCAUGUUUCAGACGCCAUCCUGUUUGAGGUCAGGACUUUUUCUUAA